UGUUAUGUACAGUGUAGUUUAGUACAAUCGAAAAGUUGUUAUUAAACACUUUAAAAUUAGCGUAUAUAAGAUCGAUGAAUUGAAUAAACUAACUGGCAACUGGGUUGAGCUCGGUCGUGCAGUUCUUAUGAGUACUCCACAAACUACAGUUGUGUGUCCUUUGACUUUAACUAAGUCUACCGAAAUCCAAGCUAACCUAUACUUAACGCUUGAUAAGGAGCACGAGGCUUUAAUAAGGAUUCUCCAGAUAAUUUCCUUCGGACGAUUCCUACAACGAUUAAAUUAUCUGGAUUUGAUAACUGGCGACGAGGACAACAGGCAGCGUACACCGGCCAUAGGAAUUCAUUGAGAACAGCGUGGCGGAUUUUUCUUCUCUCAGCUGCUGAGUUAGUCUCGAUGUAAGUAAGAGAAUAUUGGUUUUAACAAUUAAGAACCGAGUAGAAUUAAAAGAAAAUUUUACUAUACAUGGUGUGAACAUAAUCGUUGUGCAUAUAUGUGAAUCAUCUUUUUUUCUUUAUUCAGAAAAAAAACCAACGCUAGUGCUUCUAUUGUAUAGGAUAGCCAUUUUGUGUUCCUAUUGUUAACAUAAUUUUCCUUCUCUUUCUAAGUUGAUGAGUAGAAAGGCAGUGCGACCAGAGGACAACAUUUUCGCUGAAGUUGGCGGCAAACAAAAAUCGAAUACAGAAAUCAAGUUUCGCUAAGGUUGGCGAACAAUAAAAAUCGGAUAAUAUUUUCCAGCCUUUUGGUGGGCCUGUAUACCGAUAGCGUUUCGGUGAGCCGGUAGGAAUAUAUUCUGCGGUGAGUCAAAGUUUUCUUUCUAAUUUUGGAAAAUUUCAAUUACUAGUACUGUUACUAAUAUUUAUACAAUUAUUAUAAAAUUAUACAACAUGGCGAACGUUUUCGUUAAUAUUGAGCCGUAUCACACAGGUACUUGCUUCAGAAGUUGGGCCGAAAGGUUGAAAUAUUUUUUUAUUGCUAACAAAAUAGAAAAUGGCAAAGAUAAAAUAGCUUACCUCAUAACAAUUGGAGGCUCAGUAAUUUUCUCACAAUUAAAAUUAAUGUAUUCUGUAGAAUAUUUUGACAAUGUUCCGUAUGAUGAACUAAUUUCAAAUUUGAUUACUAGUUUUGAUAAAUGUGAAUUGGAUAUGAUUCAGCGUCUAAGAUUCAAUACUCGUAACCAACAACCAAAUGAGUCUUACGAAGAUUAUUUGUUAUCUCUCCGGUAUCAGGCAGAGCUUUGUGGAUUCGGUGUUCGCAAAGACCAAGCUAUAUUAGACAGGAUUGUGGCAGGUGUGCUAGAUGAUGAUUUACGGAGCAGUUUGCUAAAUGAGUAUAAAUUAACACUCGUUUUGGCUGAAAAAAUUCUUGAAACGUGGGAAAUGGCUACUACUAAUUCUAAACCGUUUUCUGAAAAAGAAGAUGAAGUUUUUGCUAUGAAAUCUCUCCCUGGAAUGGGUAGAGGACAAGUUAUACAAAGAAUGAAAGAUUUUCAAGAAUCUAGGCAACGACGUUUCGAAGAACGAAAUCGUAUUCCAGUAAAGAAUCGACUGGGAUACAAACGCCAUGAUUCGAAUUACAGAAAACGAGUUCGGUUCGAUGAUGCUAGAAGAUAUGAAGAUGUUAGGCCAGCAGAGUACAGAAGUGAACAGCCAAAAUGGGAUCAGCGCAUAUGUGAUUUUUGCGGACUGAGAGGGCAUGUGGCAAGAAAAUGUUACAAAAAAAAGAACCAACAUAAAUAUCCAGUGAACCGGAUGGACAUUCCUGGUAGCAGUAAGGAGAACAUCUCUAACCUUCUAGGGCGCAUGAAUACCAAGGACUCGGAUGACGAAUUGGAUGGAGAUUCGGAUACAGAUUCAAAUUGGAAGCGUUCCCGUUCUCGCACACCGCACUCAGCUCAGAACAUCUAAAUAUCCGAACUUGUUGGUUCGGCCGAAUAUUCUGAUAAAUGUCAGUCGUCAACAAAAUAGAACAAGAGAUAUAAAUUUGACACCAGCUGAGCAGAAUCAAAUAGCAGCACAGAGCUACGAGAGGCCUGCAUUCAGUAAAAUUAUGGAGAAGCGGUCAUCGAUGGAUCGAGAAGAAGAAUUCCGAGGGUUCCCAGAAGAAAACCUAAAUGAAAGGACUAGAAGAAAAAGAAAAGCCGAGGAUACGGCUAUCGAAUGCCCGUGUAGAU
Molecule: messenger RNA, 2173 nt
Organism: Malaya genurostris
Lineage: Eukaryota; Metazoa; Arthropoda; Insecta; Diptera; Culicidae
Exons: 2
Coding region: 888-1907 (339 amino acids)
Molecular function (GO): nucleic acid binding; zinc ion binding
Source: RefSeq, a predicted model, not a curated record